Nelumbo nucifera (sacred lotus) is the source of this 1546-nucleotide messenger RNA. It is a transcript of the gene WDR55, whose product is annotated as transducin family protein / WD-40 repeat family protein. The record is from RefSeq and is a predicted model, not a curated record. Gene Ontology annotation, molecular function: protein binding. Lineage: Eukaryota; Viridiplantae; Streptophyta; Magnoliopsida; Proteales; Nelumbonaceae.
GUUAAGGCCGUUAGGGUUUUUACUUUCGCCUUUGUUUUGUGUUUUUCCAUUCCCAACUCCCAAGUGCCGUAUUGGGAAUUGGGAAGUCUGCAUCUGAGGGAAGCCAGCUUCUUCUUGCAACGCCUACCACCUUCUGCAGCUGCAAACAAGACUGGCGAGGCGGCUACCUCUUUGCAGCGGCGAACAAAGACCGGCAAGACACGUUCUUCGGCUGUAUAAUUCAUGUACUGUUACUGCUAGCAAAAUCGAGUCUCUUGGUAAGCUACAAUGGAGAUCAAUCUGGGAAAACUCCCCUUUGAUGUUGAUUUCCACCCGUCAAGCUCUCUUGUCACUGCAGGUCUGAUCAAUGGCGACCUUCAUCUGUAUCGUUAUGCUGCUGAUUCACAGCCUCAGAGGUUGCUCGAGAUUCAUGCACACAGCGAAUCAUGUAGAGCUGUUCGGUUUAUCGACGGGGGGCGUGCAAUCCUGACGGGAUCUCCUGAUUGCUCCAUUCUUGCCACGGACGUGGAAACGGGUUCUGUGAUUGCUCGUCUGGAAGACGCUCAUGAAGCUGCUGUAAACCGCUUGGUCAACUUGACGGAGACAACCAUCGCAUCAGGAGACGAUGACGGGUGUAUUAAGGUUUGGGAUACCCGGCGACGUUCUUGCUGCAACUCAUUUGAUGCCCAUGAAGAAUACAUUUCUGAUAUGACAUUUGCAUCUGAUUCUAUGAAGCUGUUGGCAACGAGUGGAGAUGGGACAUUAUCUGUUUGCAGCCUUCGAAGAAAUAAGGUCUUAACACAGUCUGAGUUUUCCGAAGAUGAGCUGCUGUCUGUGGUUAUUAUGAAGAAUGGUCGAAAAGUUGUUUGUGGAACUCAGACUGGUACUUUGUUAUUAUAUUCAUGGGGACAUUUCAAAGAUUGCAGUGACCGAUUCAUUAAUCUCUGUCCAAACUCCGUUGAUGCACUGCUGAAGCUCGAUGAAGAUAGAGUCAUUACUGGAUCAGAGAAUGGUCUGAUCAGUUUGGUAGGCAUCUUACCCAACCGAGUAAUACAACCAAUUGCUGAGCAUUCAGAAUAUCCUGUUGAGCGUCUUGCCUUUUCUCAUGACAGGAAGUUUCUUGGCAGUAUUUCACAUGAUCAAAUGUUGAAGCUUUGGGAUCUGGGUGAUUUGUUGGAAGGUUCUGGGGAUACCCAGAAGAGUCAUGUAGACGUGUCUGACAGUGAUAGUGGUGAGAUGGAUGUUGACAUUGAACCCCAGGAAUCUUCCAAAGGAGCCACAAGAAAGAGGGCAAAUAAAGGAAAGACCCUUCAGAGUGCUCCUAGCAGUUUUUUCGCAGAUUUGUAAUGAAGUGGGUUAAAAAUAGGCUUCGCGGUUUUUCUUUUCUUUUUAUUUUAUUUUAUUUUAAUUUUUUGAUAAAUGCUUACAAAAGAAAAUUCUCAUUUUAACUUUAGCUUUUUAGGCAUGACACUUGAAAAUUUUGCGUGCAAAUUGAGCUCCAUUCAUCCUUGACCUAUCUAUUUAGAUAUCUGGUUUUUCUUGAAGUGAGAACAAUUAUUUUAUUGUU